AUGUCCGUAAAAAACUUGAGAAAGAGUGUCCUCAUCACCGGGUGCUCACCAGGAGGAAUUGGUCAUGCUCUUGCACGAGAAUUUCACGCCAAAGGCUUGCAUGUCAUAGCAACGGCACGAACUAGGGAAGCUAUCCAAGACCUCGAGGCGCUGGGCAUGUCGACUCUCGGUCUGGAUGUUACGAGCCAAGAGAGUAUUGCGGAUGCGAGAUUGCAAGUUGAGAAGUUGACGGGUGGGAAGCUGGAUAUUCUCGUGAAUAAUGCAGGACGUAAUUGUACCAUGCCCGCCCUUGAAGUCGAUAUCGACGAUGCUCGCGGCUGCUUUGAAACCAACCUCUUCUCCGUAAUAGCUAUCACCCAAUCCUUCAUCCCCCUCCUCAUCGCCUCCAAAGGUCUAAUCCUCAACAUCGGCUCCGUAGCCGCCAUAAUCCCCUACGUCUUCGGAUCUGUCUACAAUGCUUCCAAAGCUGCCUUACACUCUUACUCGCAAACCUUACGUCUCGAACUCGAACCUUUCGAUGUGAGGGUCCUUGUUGUGGUAACGGGCGGCGUACAGAGUCGCAUUGCGAGGACCGACAGAGUGCUUGGAAAGGAUAGUUUGUAUCUGGAUAUCAGUGCAGAUUUUCAGAGGAGGGUUAAGCAUAGUCAAGAUGGGGCAAUGAAGGCGGACGAUUAUGCGAGGGGUGUAGUUAGGGAGGCGUUGAAGCCGAGCUGGAGACAGAAGAAGUGGCUCUGGAGAGGGAAUAAGAGUACACUGAUUUGGUUUGUUUAUACGUGGCUUGGGAGCUGGAUUUUUGAUAGGGUUUUACCGAGGAUGUUUGGAUUAGAUAGGUUGGCGAGGAUUGUGAGAGGGAGGAAGGCAUGA
Molecule: messenger RNA, 864 nt
Organism: Cadophora gregata
Lineage: Eukaryota; Fungi; Ascomycota; Leotiomycetes; Helotiales; Ploettnerulaceae
Exons: 4
Coding region: 1-864 (287 amino acids)
Biological process (GO): triglyceride catabolic process; phosphatidic acid biosynthetic process
Cellular component (GO): endoplasmic reticulum; lipid droplet
Molecular function (GO): acylglycerone-phosphate reductase (NADP+) activity; triacylglycerol lipase activity
Source: RefSeq, a predicted model, not a curated record